Messenger RNA from Hypomesus transpacificus, 1670 nucleotides. It is a transcript of the gene hsd17b2, whose product is annotated as hydroxysteroid (17-beta) dehydrogenase 2. Gene Ontology annotation, molecular function: oxidoreductase activity. Bases 264 to 1439 code for a protein of 391 amino acids. The transcript is spliced from 6 exons. The record is from RefSeq and is a predicted model, not a curated record. NCBI's taxonomy places the organism in Eukaryota, Metazoa, Chordata, Actinopteri, Osmeriformes, Osmeridae.
AAAGGGUCACCUGAAGAACUCUGCUUUUCAGUGUAGAGGAUACAGGCAGUGUGCACAUAGCAGGGUCCCGACCUAACGUGCAACAACAGACAUUCAGAGAGUUCAGCAUGCCAGAUAUGAACCCAGCAUGAACCCAGAUAACGCGCUGAUCUGAAGGAAACAGCCGACCAGUUGAGUCUCAGGGAAGAAUGGACAGAGUUGACGACGACUCCUGGUGUGCGUCUGGUCUCUAAGCCUCGUUCUUGGCUGUGAACAUUGGGACCAUGGUGUGUAAGAUGAAAGGCCAUCCCAGGGGAAAUUACUGGGGCCUUGGAUUUGUUUGGGUCCUUGCAGGGCCACUGUGCUUUUUGACCCUUCCGGGCUACUGUAGUCUCCUGCUGCUGGUCUGGGUCCUCGGGUGGAGUUACGUGGUCCUCGGCAGGAAGGGGGAGAUGCUGGAGAUGUGUGGGAGAUCAGUGCUGAUUACAGGGAGUGACACAGGUUUUGGUCACGCUCUAGCUAAGAAGCUGUAUGACAAGGGAGUGACUGUCUUUGCCGGAGUCCUGGAUGUGAAGAGUCCUGGAGCUGUGGAGCUGCGGAGGCGUGGUGGCGGGUCCUGGGGUGGGGGCGGGACUGGGGGGGGUGAGAGCGCUGGGGGGGGUAAGGGGACUGGGGGGGAGCUGCAUGUUCUUCAGCUGGACGUGACGGACCACGAGCAGAUCCAACAAGCUCACCAAUACAUCUGUUCCCACGUUGGAGAAACUGGGCUCUGGGGCGUGGUGAACAACGCGGGAAUCCUGGGAUAUGUAGCAGACGGGGAGAUCUUGCCUCUCAGAGUGUACAGACAGUGCCUGGCAGUCAACUUCCUGGGAGCAGUGGAUGUCUGUCAGGUGUUCCUCCCCCUGCUGAGGAGAUCCAGAGGACGUGUGGUUAACGUCUGCAGCAUGGCAGGAGACGUGCCAAUCCCGUGGUUUGCUGCGUAUGCUGCAUCCAAGGCUGCGCUCAUCCGCUUCAGUGGAGUAAUGAGACUGGAACUGGCCAGAUGGGGGAUUCAAGUAGCCAUAGUCCAACCAGCAGGAUUCAGAACAUGUAUAUUCGGGAGCAGUGAAGAGUGGAAUCGAUGCCAAGAGGAGAUCCUCACAAAUCUCUCAAAUGAUGCAAGGGAGGACUAUGGAGAAGAUUACAUCUCGUCUAUACAGAACUGCUUCGCCAGCAUGGUCAAUCGGUCAGAAGAGGACCUGGGUCCUGUGCUGGAUGUCCUGUGCCAUGCCCUGAUGUCUCCAGCACCCAGACCCCUCUACUCCCCUGGACAAUGUGGCUGGCUCAUUCCCUUCCUGCACCGCCACUGUCCCACCAAGCUGUAUGAUGUCAUCAUCACAAGCUUGUUUCAGUUUGAUGGCUGUUACACUCCACAUGGGUUACAAAAGAACGUGUGCUCAAUUAAUUCUGAGAUUUCGUGACCUAUGCUGAGAUCCACUUCCUGUCAGACAAGUUAGGCGACAGUAUGCAGGUAUUUCUCUGUAUUCAGCUAGGUAAUGCUUUCAAGAUUAUAAUCUCUCUACGUUCCACAUAGCUGUGCAUUAGACUUGGUCUAUCUGGUCGAUCUAAAUUAGCUCAAGAAAAAAAUGUAUGCAUUUUAUGUGCCUUUUUAGAUUUGUCUACGGAUAUCUUCCUUCAGCAUGACAUGUAAA